Messenger RNA from Punica granatum (pomegranate), 1185 nucleotides. The record is from RefSeq and is a predicted model, not a curated record. NCBI's taxonomy places the organism in Eukaryota, Viridiplantae, Streptophyta, Magnoliopsida, Myrtales, Lythraceae.
UCUCACCGUAGUCCCACACUAAUCAACUUUACACACUCUCUCUCUCUUUCAUAUUCUCGCUUUCCUCAAAAUCAAGUGAGCGCUUCGCUUCGGCAGCGGGAAGGAGAAAGGAUGAUGAAGAGAGUGUUUGGCGUCAACAAGGAGAAGGAGAAGCAGCCUCCUCUCACCUCCAUUGAAGAAGCUUCCAAUCGGAGUACUAAACGGGGCGAGUCGGUGGACGAGAAGAUCAGGAAGCUGGAUGCCGCGCUCACCAGAUACAAGGAGCAGAUCAAGAGGACUCGACCCGGCCCCGCCCGCGAAGCGAUCAAGGCUCGAGCAUUGCGGGCCCUCAAGCAAAAGCGAAUCUAUGAGGGUCAGCGGGAUGUGCUAAGCAGUCAAUCAUUCAAUCUAGAUCAAGUUGCAUCUGCUGCAGAGGAAAUCAAAGAUGCCCAACAAACUGUUUAAACUUUUCUGUCUCGUAGUCCUCCAAGGGGCAGGGUUCAAGACAGUUCAACAGAAGCUUUAUGUGCCCACUGAUCGGAACAUGCUGCCUUCCUCUUUAGAGGAAGGAGUGAGUUUUCUCAUGAUGUGAAAGGCGUGACGAAAAUUGGCCAAUGAAGAUGAUCGAAGAGCCUUGAAUUUCACAGCCAACAAGGAGAAAGAAGCUUCACCUUACUGCUAAACCAGGCUCUGAAGAAACAGCAUUCUUGAGGAAAGGACAACAACAAAGGCUCCCCCAUUAUCACAUUCACUGCAGAGGUCGUCAAAAAUCAUCCCGGUGUCGCCUCGUGGAAAUCGAGCUUCAACACCCAGCUGGAAGGUUUUCUUCAGGUGGUCUAAUUUCUACUUAAUUAAUGGCCGUGGAGAUAUUUGAUAGGGCUUCGGUGAUGGGGCAUUUAUAGAAUGGUGAACUUGAUUAGCUUGCCCUUCAUUAUAUACUGAGUGCAGAACAAGUUGAAGACACUCAUAACUAUGAACACCCUAGCUAGUAUUAAUGCAAGUCUAAGCGCAUGUGGUUGUGGGUCGGGUUAUGGCGUGUAUAGUAUUAGGAAGGAAGUGGGCAUAGGCCAUGUAGCGCAUACACGCAUCUUCUGUGUCAGCUUAGUUAAGCAAACAACUAACAUUGUAUAGUUAAGCGAACAACGAACAUUGUAAACUCACAAUUUUGAAAUCCCAAACAUCUCUUUGAUUGUUUAGCUGUGACGA